Pollicipes pollicipes is the source of this 562-nucleotide messenger RNA. RefSeq lists its product as uncharacterized. The record is from RefSeq and is a predicted model, not a curated record. The transcript has 4 exons. Bases 164 to 562 code for a protein of 132 amino acids. NCBI's taxonomy places the organism in Eukaryota, Metazoa, Arthropoda, Thecostraca, Pollicipedomorpha, Pollicipedidae.
UAGGCGGCGCCGGGAGCGACGCGGCUCGCAGCGGGCGCGGCCCCUGACACACACCUCGGAGGUGUUCCACCAGUUCUGCCUGCUCGACCUCCAGCCGCCGACGUCGCACAAGGAGGUGCCCGCCGCAGUGGAGCAGGUCAAGGCCAAGCAGAAAUACUUCCAGAUGUGCGCUCAGAAGGCGAGGCAGGACCGCUGCGAGAGAGCGGCCAUCUCUGGCGGCGGCGGCGGCUCCGUGCCGCACCUCACACUCCGGCUCAACUCGACGUCACUGGGUGACGCACCGACCCGCACGCCGCCGCCGGGCGAGUUGGUCACGCUGCACAGCAUCGGCGUCCAGCUACCCUACCAGAUGACGAUGGCGGCGCCGGCCUCCUACCAGCCGCAGUUGUCGCUCGAGAGCAGCGCCUCGUGCCCGGCCGCCAUGCCGUCCGCAGAGUCGGCCUCGUCGCGGCCGUCGAGCCGCGACAGCGGCGUGCCGUCGGCGCCGCUCAGUGCCGAGGCUACCGAGGCCGAGCGCGACCCGUUUGCUGAGGCUCUGCAGCGCCGGCUGGGCCUGGUGUGA